Messenger RNA from Bipolaris oryzae ATCC 44560, 1410 nucleotides. RefSeq lists its product as uncharacterized. The coding region runs from base 1 to 1410 and encodes 469 amino acids. The record is from RefSeq and is a predicted model, not a curated record. NCBI's taxonomy places the organism in Eukaryota, Fungi, Ascomycota, Dothideomycetes, Pleosporales, Pleosporaceae. The transcript has 5 exons.
AUGAUCAAUACAGACGUAGACCAUACGGAUGAUUUAUGUCCGAUAUGCAAAGAGCUUGAUGAGAAACUCAGUACGUCCCAAUUUGGAGAUGCGCGGGUCCUGUCCGUUCCCAAGGACUCCUUCCACCAAGACUUUGUGUCCGGCAAGACACUGUCUAAUCACUUCCACGCCGAUAAGCUUGUCCUCGAGAGUUAUAGGUCAAACCAUGUUUUUGCUGAAGCAGGUGGAAGGACAUGCACAGUUCAGCCGGUGAAGAUGAAAACACCGCUGAGAAUCAUCGACUGCAGUGCAUUACAGGUAAGGGAACUGAUGCCUGGCGAGUCUUAUGUGCGCCUGAGCUAUUUCUGGGGUAAUGUAGCUCCUGCAAAAGUUUCACUAGGCUCGCAAAUAGACCCUGGAACAAUUGCAUCGAUGCAUCUCAUCUAUGGAGGGGCAGAAGUCACUAUUGCAGCAGCAUCUGGCAUAGAUGCAUUGCAUGGUCUUCCUGGUGUUCUGACCUUCCAAGAAGCUGUGUUGCCUGUGCAUCUUCUCGUGUUCACUGAUAGACAAAUAUAUUUCCAGUGCUACAAAGCUCAUCAUCUCGAGCACUACAAAUCCGAAGACCCACUAAGCAGGCAACGCAUAUUUCUCUUUACAAGAACCGAUCUUGAGCCUCUAGCAACCUUCACACUCUUAACAGAGUACUUUCCUAAGGAACUUCCUUUCGCCAAAGACAGGUCUGGUUUGGUGGACUUCGCAUCGGAACGUGGAUACUGGAGUGGAAGAACCCUCGCUCCUGAUGUGUCUGGACUACCUUCGUGGACUUGGGCAUCUCAAAAGUCAACAUAUAGAUCUUUCAUCACGGCACGAGAUUUCUUCGACCUUGACGCAUCAUGGUCGAAUUUUCGAGAGCUGAGGUACCAUAUCACGCAUCGGGAUGGGAAAACCAUUGAUGUUUUCGAAUUUGUCACAUCAUCUCUUCCAGAACAUUAUUCAAACUUCUUCCCUUGGAUUGAUAUUACUUCAUGGACCGUUCGGAGCCAGAUCACAACGCCGGAUCUAAAAUAUUCCAACAAGACUCUCUUUGGUGGCAUGAGAAAUUCAGGCUUUAAAUUUGACGAAGGUGUUCCACAGAAUGACGAGGCAAUCACGGCAGUAUUCAUAGGUACUGGUGAAGCCUGGUCCCAUAGCGUAGACUCAGAGGGUGGUCUUGUAUUUUUUCUUGUACGUCCAACUACGCAGAAUACAUUUUCACGCGUCGGAAUAUGGUAUCUGUAUGAGGAAUCCAAGCUCCUCUCUCUCGAACAGGUAAUGGCAGAUCCAGAGCCUACGCUUCUUGAAAGAUUUACGGAAGAUCCCCAGAAAUACUUGGAAUUCUGUGGGCUAAGGUAUGGCGCUGUCGUAGAGAAAAAGACUCUAAGAUUAGUUUGA